Drosophila hydei is the source of this 1130-nucleotide messenger RNA. RefSeq names its product neuferricin homolog. Gene Ontology annotation, cellular component: membrane; endomembrane system. Lineage: Eukaryota; Metazoa; Arthropoda; Insecta; Diptera; Drosophilidae. The record is from RefSeq and is a predicted model, not a curated record. Bases 220 to 1053 code for a protein of 277 amino acids. The transcript has a single exon.
AUAUAUUUUAAACACAAUAUUGCCAUAAAUAUAUAAUUAUAACGAAAAUAAAACAGUAAGACUUAAAAUUAUGAUAGUUCAAAUGAUGAUAUAGACGUGGCUGCGCGCCUUGUUUCAAGUGAUCAGCAUACUAAGCGUUCGUGGUUAAAUAUUUUUAUACGCACACACACGUACCCACAUACAUAAGUAGACAUUCGUAAGUUAACAUAUAGCAGCAGAAUGUUUGGUUUUGUAAAAGGGCUUUCAAAAUAUCGUCUUGCAUUCUUAUUAAUUCUUAUAGCCAUUCUGGCCAAACUUUACCAGAAAGAUAUUGUGCAGCUCUUACAAAUAGCGGCUGCGCGUUAUUUGAACACCGCCGCAAACGAGCAUACAGAAACUGUCCCAGUGAAGUUCACAGAUACCCGCGACAGUAUCUUCACAUCGGAUCAGUUAUCCACGUACAACGGCGAGAAUGGAGCACCUAUCUAUUUAGCAUUGCUUGGUGCCGUUUUCGACGUCAGCCGCGGCAUAAAGCAUUAUGGGCCUGGCUGCAGUUACAACUUCUUUGUUGGUCGCGAUGCAUCCGUUUCUUUUGUCAGCGGUGAGUUCGAGCACUAUGAUCCAGCGACGGCUGAUGAUGUGCUUAGCCUCAAGGCCAACGACUUGAUUGAGCUGGCCAAGUGGCAGCAAUUCUACGAGAAGGAGUACACAUAUAAGGGCAAGCUAAUUGGACGCUUCUUUGACGAAACUGGCAAGUCGACUGCCUACCAUCAGAAAUACCUUGUACUUCUGGACGAAGCAAAGAUAGCGAAGGCGCAAGUUGAUGAGCUCCGUGAUAGAUAUCCAGGCUGCAACAUCGAGUGGUCCGAAGCAAAGGGAACUCGUGUCUGGUGUACCACUACCAGUGGCGAUGGCAAGGUACGCGAAUGGUCUGGAUAUCCCCGCAAGCUUUAUAAUCGCGACAACAAGAACUUUCACUGCGCCUGCGUACCUGAGGAGGAGCUAAGUGAUCCAAUGUUCAAACCCUACGACAAAUGUGCCGAUCGGGCAACUGAAUGUUUCUAUCGAGUUUGAAACUAAAUAAAUCUAAAUGGCACAAUAACUUAAUUCCAAUGCUAUUAUAACUUUUGCGUUAAAGGUGGAUUUUGAUG